Molecule: messenger RNA, 2804 nt
Organism: Pangasianodon hypophthalmus (striped catfish)
Lineage: Eukaryota; Metazoa; Chordata; Actinopteri; Siluriformes; Pangasiidae
Gene: mutyh
Product: mutY DNA glycosylase
Exons: 15
Coding region: 185-1720 (511 amino acids)
Biological process (GO): mismatch repair; base-excision repair
Cellular component (GO): nucleus
Molecular function (GO): 8-oxo-7,8-dihydroguanine DNA N-glycosylase activity; oxidized purine DNA binding; adenine/guanine mispair binding
Source: RefSeq, a predicted model, not a curated record
AUGACGUCACAGCCACCGCUCCGUGCAGUGCGGCGGGAAAAUAAACAACGUGUUAAACAGCUGGUGUGAAAUCAGAGUGUUUCUGCUGUUUACUGAGUGUUUUGGGUUUGUUUUGAGUGGAUUAAAGGCUAAGUCUGUACUGCAACACUGCAAACCUGCAGUUUUAGGACUGAGAUUUAAAAUUAUGAGCAAAUUAAGAUCUGCAGUGAGAAUUAAGACAGAAGCAGAGAAGAAAUCUGACAGGAAACUGAAGUCUGGAGUCAGAAAAGAGCCGUCCGAGUCGCCGUAUCACUGCUUUCACGAUGCGGCGGAGCUUGAGCUGUUUCGCUCUCGCCUGCUGUCCUGGUACGAUCAGACGAAGAGAGAGCUGCCCUGGCGUACGCUGGCCGUGACGGAGAAGGACGAUGACGUCAGGACGUACGGAGUUUGGGUGUCAGAGGUCAUGCUUCAGCAGACUCAAGUUGCCACGGUGAUCGAUUACUACAACCGAUGGAUGAAGAAAUGGCCGACGGUGCAGAAACUCGCAGCAGCUUCAUUAGAGGAGGUGAAUCAGAUGUGGUCGGGACUCGGAUAUUACUCGCGAGGACGGCGACUGCACGAAGGAGCUCAAAAGGUGGUACGUGAUCUCGGUGGUGAGAUGCCAAAAAGCGCUGAAAAACUUCUGAAGCAGCUUCCUGGAGUCGGACGAUACACAGCCGGAGCCGUGAGCUCCAUCGCACAGGGACAGGUGACAGGUGUGGUGGACGGAAACGUGACGCGUGUCCUGUGUCGGGUUCGAGCAAUCGGAGCGGACAGCAGCAGCGCUCAUGUCACUGACACACUGUGGAAGUUAGCUGACGCGCUGGUGGAUCCGGAGCGACCUGGCGACUUUAACCAGGCUCUGAUGGAGCUGGGGGCAACAGUGUGUACGCCGAAAACCCCUCAGUGUGCUCAGUGUCCCGUCCACACACACUGCCACGCCUACAGCAAGGUCCGAUUACAACAAGACAGAAGCUCCAAGAGACUUCUGGGUAAACUGGACUCCACACCAAACAGCUCCGUCCCUGAAAUAGAGAACUGCAUAAGCGCUGGCGGCUGUAACUUGUGUCUGUCGGAGGACUGGGACAGCGAGCUCGGGGUGCAGAAUUUUCCCCGUAAACCCGUGAAGAAGGCGCCUCGUGUGGAGCGGACGCUGGUCUGCGUGCUGCGGCGGCAGUGUGACGGCGACGGCGAGAUUCAGUACCUGCUCACACAGAGACCCAGUAAAGGGCUGCUGGCGGGAAUGUGGGAGUUACCCAGCAUGCUGUUGGAGGAGGGCGUGUCUGAGAAGAAGCACAGAGACCUGCUAAAGGCUGAGGUGCAAAGGAUUGUGGGAACUGCGACAGAGUCAUUUCAGUAUGUAGGAGAAGUGGUGCACAGCUUCUCCCACAUCCACCAAACGUACGUAGUUUACAGCACGAGUGUGUGUGAGUGUGUAGAGGGACAGAGAGAGCAGAAGAUCUGCUGGCUCAGCCAAUCAGCUCUGCAGGAGGCCGCCAUAUCCACCGGGGUUAAAAAGAUCAUGAAGCUUUAUUGCGAGUUCACAGGCAAACUGCAGGACACAGAGAAUAAGAAGCGAAAGCAAAUUCAUGAAGCUGGAAAAGACAAGAAGACCAAACGAGCAGGAAAUGCAGCUAACGGAGGCCCGAAGCAGCUCUCACUCAGCCAGUUCUUCACCACCUCAAAACCAAAGAGCAGCUAAAGCCUACAAUCUGACUCAUGAUUCGAUUCACAUCUCACAAUCCGACUCAUGAUUCGAUUCAGAUCUCACCAUCCGACUCAUGAUUCGAUUCACAUCUCACAAUCCGACUCAUGAUUCGAUUCACAUCUCACAAUCCGACUCAUGAUUCGAUUCACAUCUCACAAUCCGACUCAUGAUUCGAUUCAGAUCUCACCAUCCGACUCAUGAUUCGAUUCACAUCUCACCAUCCGACUCAUGAUUCGAUUCACAUCUCACAAUCCGACUCAUGAUUCGAUUCAGAUCUCACAAUCCGACUCAUGAUUCGAUUCAGAUCUCACAAUCCGACUCUUGAUUCGAUUCAGAUCUCACAAUCCGACUCAUGAUUCGAUUCAGAUCUCACCGUCCGACUCAUGAUUUGAUUCAGAUUCAGAGUGCCAUGAAACAAUUCUGAAUCGAUUUUAUUAUGCAUCUUGAUUCUUGAUAUUUCCAGUCUACAUUAUGCUAAUGUCCCACUAAAGUGACCACUUUGAAACAUACAUUUCUUUUAAUGAAUUUCUAUUAUCUUUUAACAUAUUUAUAUAUUUGUGGUUAAAGAACAGGCAACACCUCAACAAAAAUAAUUUGAUGGUGUUUUAUAAUUGAAAGUAAUAUGUUGAAAUUAAAAAUGUCUUAUGGAAUAUGAAAUGAUCUUACCUUCUGUUAGUUCAGUUUUCAUACUAAAAUAAAAUCCCACACUGUAUAAGCAUAUGUAAAUAAAAAUCUGAUAAAUCAUUCUAUAAAUACAUUUUAAAGAGAAAAUCGCGGUGCAUCUAAUAUCGAUUAUUUACUCCCCAAACCUGAAUUUCACAUUCUGUGGUCAAUAUUCCAAAUUAUAUAAUAACUAUAUAAAUGUAAAGAAUACUUUUAUAUGAACAUUUUUUUAAGAAUCAUUAAUCAAAGUAAUAAAAUAUUGCUUGCUUGUGAUGGUUGUGUCACAUUUCUCCUUUUAUCAUUGUUUUGUGUUUGACUUCUUUUAUUUUCUUUUAUAUCGAAGUUUAAGACUCUUAACCAUGUUUUAUAGGAUCUUAAAUAAAUAUGCUUUAUAAAUAAAUUACUAAAAGUUAAA